UACGUAUUCUUUGGAUUUCCAUCCAAUUUUAAGUUUUAACCAAAUAUCGGAUUCUUUUCCAUUCAUCAUGACGAUAUCUGGUCUGAUCGAUUCCCAUUUUUCAUAAAUACUUGCUUGGUUGCUGAGAAAAGCAUAAGAAAAGUCAUCAAACCAAAAAAGAAAAAGAGCUUAAGAAACUAAAUUAUGGAUUGUUGACUUUAUAUAGGAUUUUUGGAAAUUAAAGUUACAGCCUUUGAACGGUUUCAAGAAUUUUUAUUUGAGGAAAACUUUUUGAAGGUUUUUAUUUAAGACUUAAAAGGUCUGCAACGAUGAGUGACAAUUUGAUGGAGAAAGUGAGCGCUCUUGGCGAGCGCCUCAAGAUCGAAGGCACUGAGGUCGGUCGAAAAAUGAGUGCUGGAUUUAGCUCAGUGAGCUUCAAGGUGAAGGAGCUCUUCCAAGGCCCAAACCAAGCAGAUAAGAUCGUUGAAGAUGCCACAUCAGAGGCACUCGAAGAACCUGACUGGGCUAUGAAUCUUGAAAUUUGCGACAUGAUCAAUACUGAAAGAGUUAACAGUGUUGAAUUGAUUCGUGGGCUGAAAAAGCGGAUUACGUUGAAGAAUCCUAGGGUCCAGUACCUUGCGCUAAUGCUGCUUGAAACAUGUGUUAAGAACUGUGAAAAGGCUUUCUCAGAAAUAGCUGCGGAGAGAGUUCUUGAUGAGAUGGUGAAGCUGAUUGACGACCCUCAGACUGUUGUUAAUAAUCGCAAUAAAGCUUUGAUGCUGAUCGAAGCAUGGGGGGAAUCAACCGGUGAGCUCCGGUAUUUGCCUGUUUAUGAGGAAACAUACAAGAGUUUAAGAUCAAGGGGUAUUCGGUUUCCUGGUCGCGACAAUGAGAGUUUGGCACCAAUAUUCACUCCCCCUCGUUCAGUUUCUGCUUCAGAGUCGGAUGCUAGUUUUUCCCAGCAGAUUCCGGUUGAGAUUCCUGCUCAAAGCUUUACGGGUGAACAAACAAAGGAAGCAUUUGAUGUUGCAAGAAACAGUAUUGAGCUUCUUAAUACUGUUUUCUCCUCUUCACCCCAACAAGAUGCUUUACAGCAGGAUGACUUGACGGCCACACUUGUACAGCAGUGCCGCCAAUCUCUAUCCACUGUCCAGAGAAUUAUAGAGACAGCUGGAGAGAACGAGGCCUUGCUGUUUGAAGCAUUGAAUGUGAAUGAUGAGAUCCAUAAGGCUCUAUCCAAGUAUGAAGAACUGAUAAGGCCUUCAGUAGUUCCAACUGCGCCGGAACCUGCAAUGAUACCUGUUGCUGUGGAGCCUGAUGAAUCGCCAAGUCAUGUGAAAGAGGAUUACUUGAUUAGAAAACCAGCUGCUUCUCGAGGUUUGGUUCAUGCAGGGAGCAACGAUGACAUGAUGGAUGAUCUUGAUGAGAUGAUAUUUGGCAAGAAAGGUGGAAGUCCAUCUGAAGGAAGCCAAGAUCCGAAGAAGCAGCAGACGCCAGCAAAGGAUGACCUGAUCAGCUUUUGAUAUGGUUUAAAUUUAUAAUUCAAUGUACUUACUGGAAAACUUUGCUGGUGUUAGCACCAGCAAAGUUAGGUGUUGAUUGUUGGAGAUGUUGAAGUUUGAUGUUUGAAAGAUUUCACCUUGAACAUAUAUGUGGUCUCUUUUUUUUUUUCCCCCUCUCUUCCUGUUCUUCUCAGUACAUUGACCAUUGUUUCUGCACAUUUUGGGUAAGUAAUCAAAUUUGGAUGCACAGUAUCUAUGCAGUGGCCUUCAUAGCUGAGA
Molecule: messenger RNA, 1760 nt
Organism: Malus domestica (apple)
Lineage: Eukaryota; Viridiplantae; Streptophyta; Magnoliopsida; Rosales; Rosaceae
Product: TOM1-like protein 1
Biological process (GO): protein transport to vacuole involved in ubiquitin-dependent protein catabolic process via the multivesicular body sorting pathway
Molecular function (GO): ubiquitin binding; phosphatidylinositol binding
Source: RefSeq, a predicted model, not a curated record